AUGCUCCGGAUUGCUGCUCGACAAACACGCUCCUGCACACGCUCAACAGCAUUGGGACUGCGAUAUGCGUCUCAGACGAGCAACAAGUCGUUGCGAGAUACAAUGGCAGAAAUCAUUCCUCAGAAACAGGAAAAGCUCAAGAAACUGAGGACAGAACAUGGUCAAGUCGUCUUGGGGGACGUCAAGGUUGAAAAUAUUAUUGGAGGUAUGAGAGGACUCAAAGCCAUGCUUUGGGAAGCCUCGGUUCUCGAUCCCAACGAGGGCAUUCGAUUCCAUGGUCACACAAUUCCCGACUGUCAGAAGCUCUUACCCGCCGCACAAGGGGGCAAGGAGAUAAUCCCUGAAAGCAUGCUAUGGCUUCUGCUCACGGGCGAGAUUCCUUCGGAAGCCCAAGUUCGUGCUCUUUCGAAAGAAUUUGCAGACAAUGGAACGCUCGAUAGCAAAACGGUCAAGCUCAUCGACGAGCUUGAUCCCGCCAUGCAUCCAAUGACUCAAUUCGGCAUUGCAGUCGCAUCAUUGAACACGACAAGCAAAUUUGCCGCCGCGUACGAGAAGGGGAUCAAAAAGACAGAAUACUGGACAUAUGUUCUCGAAGACUCAUUGGACCUUAUUGCCAAGCUUCCUAGCAUCGCUGCCAGAAUCUAUUACAACAUCCGCAAUCCCGGAAAAGCAGGUUCGCCUGAUAGCGCCGCGUCCCUAGCGGUGAACCCCAAGCUUGACCUCGUCGGUAACUAUGUCGAGCAAAUGGGCCUCGGUGGAAAUGACAGCCUGACGGAAUACCUGAGGCUGUACAUUGCCCUUCACGGUGACCACGAGGGUGGCAACGUGUCUGCCCACACUGCUCACCUUGUUGGAUCCGCCUUGAGUGACCCAUAUCUCUCGUACUCCGCCGCAUUGUUCGGUCUUGCCGGUCCACUCCAUGGACUGGCAAACCAAGAAGUCUUGCGCUGGAUCUUGGCUAUGCAAAAGUCUGUCGGUGACAACGCCACGCGCGAGCAGAUUAAAGAAUACCUUUGGUCUACGCUCAACUCUGGCCAAGUAGUGCCGGGGUACGGCCAUGGUGUGUUGCGCAGUCCCGACCCGCGCUUCAACGCUCUUCAGCAGUUCUGUGAUGUUCGACCGGAGUUGAGCUCGAGCCCUGUCAUCAGGCUCGUCAAGCAAGUAUCGGAAAUCGCACCCGGUGUGCUCAAGGAGCAUGGAAAGACAAAGAACCCGUAUCCAAAUGUCGAUGCCACCUCGGGAUGCCUCCUUUAUCACUAUGGCCUGACAGAGUUCAAGUAUUACACCGUCAUCUUCGGUGUCUCUCGAGCAAUCGGGGCGUUGACACAGUUAGUGUGGGACCGUGCCCUUGGACUCCCAAUCGAGCGCCCGAAAUCCCUCUCCAUGGAUGCCAUCGAGAAGCUCAUUCCCAAGUAA
Messenger RNA from Serendipita indica DSM 11827, 1416 nucleotides. The record is from the annotation of a GenBank genome assembly. Lineage: Eukaryota; Fungi; Basidiomycota; Agaricomycetes; Sebacinales; Serendipitaceae.